AAACCCGGCGUCCCCAUGACCUCGCCACCCGCAAAUGUACUCUCUUUGCGACAGGUCGGCCAUUCGAAGGGUCCAUUUCAUCCCCAUAUAAAGGGCAGGCUGCUUACGCCGGAAGCAACGCGAAACGUCUCUUCCGCCUCCUCUCACGCGAACUUGGCGGAGGAGCCCAAAUCCGUUGCGGCUGUCAUCUGCUCCUCCGUUUUCGGUCGAUUCGAGUUCGUUCCUAAGUUUCCUCUCUUCCUCGAUCUCGAUCUCGAUCUCGAUCUCGGAUUCGAAGCCGGGUGGUUUUGGAUUCGAGGGAGGAUGUCGUACGCUUAUCUGUUCAAGUAUAUCAUCAUCGGCGACACGGGAGUGGGGAAAUCAUGUCUUCUUUUGCAAUUCACUGACAAGCGUUUCCAACCUGUGCAUGACCUGACAAUUGGUGUGGAAUUUGGGGCUAGAAUGAUUAAUAUUGACAACAAGCCCAUUAAGUUGCAGAUAUGGGAUACAGCUGGUCAAGAGUCAUUUCGAUCAAUUACAAGAUCUUAUUAUAGAGGUGCCGCAGGUGCCCUUCUUGUUUAUGACAUCACCAGGAGGGAGACAUUCAAUCAUCUUGCUAGCUGGUUAGAAGAUGCAAGACAACACGCUAAUGCUAAUAUGACAAUUAUGUUGAUUGGCAAUAAGUGUGAUUUGGCUCACAGAAGAGCUGUUAGCACUGAGGAAGGCGAACAGUUCGCUAAGGAGCAUGGUUUAAUUUUCAUGGAGGCAUCUGCCAAAACAGCACAGAAUGUUGAGGAGGCUUUUAUUAGAACUGCUGCAACAAUAUACAAGAAAAUUCAGGAUGGUGUCUUCGAUGUAUCAAAUGAGUCAUAUGGAAUCAAAAUUGGAUAUGGAGGGGUUCCUGGUCCAUCAGGUGGAAGGGAUUCAUCUUCUCAAGGUGGUGCUUGCUGCAGUUGACGUCCAUUUUUCACCCUUAACUAUGACAUUGUAUCUUAAAGCUACCCUUCUUAUUUCAACAAUAAACUUAGACCCUUGUUUCUUUUCUCAUGUGCAUAAGUUACAUGGAUUUGAAUUCUUUUA
Zingiber officinale is the source of this 1059-nucleotide messenger RNA. Its product is annotated as ras-related protein RABB1c-like. The record is from RefSeq and is a predicted model, not a curated record. Gene Ontology annotation, cellular component: Golgi apparatus. The transcript has 6 exons. NCBI's taxonomy places the organism in Eukaryota, Viridiplantae, Streptophyta, Magnoliopsida, Zingiberales, Zingiberaceae. Bases 16 to 936 code for a protein of 306 amino acids. Gene Ontology annotation, molecular function: GTP binding; GTPase activity.